CUCCCUCAACAUACACUAUAUUACCAAAAGUAUUGGGAUACCCCUCCAAAUAAUUGGAUUCAGGUGUUCCAAUCACCUCCAUGGCCACAGGUGUAUAAAAUCAGGCACCUAGGCAUACAGACUGCUUCUACAAACAUUUGUGACAGAAUGGAUCGCUCUCAGGAGCUCAGUGAAUCCAAGCGUGGUACUGUGAUAGGUUGUCACCUGUGCAAUAAGUCCAUUCGUGAAAUUUCCUUGCUACUAAAUAUUCCACGGUCAACUGUUAGUGGUAUUAUAACAAAGUGGAAGCAACUGGGAACAACAGCAACUCAGCCACGAAGUGGUAGGCCAAUUAAAAUGACAGAGCGGGGGCAGCGCAUGCUGAUGUGCACAGUGCACAGAAGUCGCCAGCUGUCUGCAGAGUCAAUAGCUAAAGACCUCCAAACUUUGUGUGGCCUUCAGAUUAGCACAACAACAGUGCGUAGAGAGCUUCAUAGAAUGGGUUUCCAUAGCCGAGUAGCUGCAUCCAAGCCUUACAUCAACAAGUGCAAUGCAAAGUGUCGGAUGCAGUGGUGUAAAGCACGCCGCCACUGGAUUCUA
This is a messenger RNA of Staurois parvus, 579 nucleotides long. The record is from the annotation of a GenBank genome assembly. Lineage: Eukaryota; Metazoa; Chordata; Amphibia; Anura; Ranidae.